CACGAUGCCAGAAUAAAUUACCAAAGAAUAUAGAAUUCUUUAAUAGUUUUGGUAGUAUUAUAUUGUAUAAUAGAAUUUUAAAUAAUUAAUGACACAUUAUAUAUGAACAGCUGGAUGAUCAUUGUUAAUUUUAAUUUAUUAAAUAUACUAAGUUAUAAAUUCUCUUGUAUUCAAAGUGACAGUGUAACAAACUGUUCUGUAUGCUCUUAAUGUAAUUCAGAAUAAACAAAACUAUGGGUUUUCUUAGUAUUUUACCUGUAUUUUCAAGAUUAUCAAAACAUACUACCACAUGUAUGCGUAACAUAUCUACUUAUGGUUAUCCGUUGCAGUUUGGUAUAACUAAUACGCUCCUUGCGGAACCAUUGAAAAAAAAGAAGAGGUUAGAUCCGGCUAUACUCAGGGAAAGAGAAGAAAGAAAGAAAAGGAAGUUAGAAAAAUUUAUUCGUCGUUUAGAAAAACAUUCUAAACAAUUAAAACCUAUUGGUGAAUUGGAGAUACCAUUAAAUUUAAAAAUUGAGAAAGAGAAAAGGACACGGGAGCUUCCACAUUUAUCCGAAGAGGAUGUAGAGAAAAGAAUUUUGUUACAAAAAGAAUGGGCUAGAUAUAAAUAUAGACAGUACUUAGAUAAUAUUCAGACGAUUGACAGAUUCAUUUCAUCCCAGAACAAAGCGCUACAAGAGUUAAAAGCUGAAUCAGAAGAAUUAUACAACGAAGCGUUACAGAUUGAUCUUACCUUUUUACCAUAUUUAAAUCGAGGACCUUGCCAUACACCACCGAUAAAAAAUUAUGAUAGUCCAGAUGGAGAAUAUAAAGAUAUAACAUUUAAAUAUCCUGGUGAAACGUAGCUAAAUGAUGAAUGAAAUGUUCAUUAAAAUAUCUCUGUAUAGAUUGGGUAUAAAUUAAUGUACUUUUAAAUAUAUAUAUAUAUAUUUCA
Polistes dominula (European paper wasp) is the source of this 934-nucleotide messenger RNA. RefSeq names its product mitochondrial ribosomal protein L40. NCBI's taxonomy places the organism in Eukaryota, Metazoa, Arthropoda, Insecta, Hymenoptera, Vespidae. The record is from RefSeq and is a predicted model, not a curated record. Gene Ontology annotation, cellular component: mitochondrial large ribosomal subunit; mitochondrial ribosome.